AUUUUUUUAUUUAAACGACGGAAAAAUACGUUAUUCAAAACUUCGAAUUCAGUUGUUCAGGUCGCAGGUGUUGUAAUUUAUGUCAUUAUAAAAAGAGACUUAUAAAUUAUUAUGUUUGUAAAUAAAUGUAAUUGUAAAGAGAAUCGUUUAUUAAGCGAUGGUCGGACUGUAUGCAAGUGCUCCGCAAACACGCAAAAAAUGGCCACCGACAGCUUUAAAGUGCCAGCUGUCCCCGUUAGCCGUCCACUGCAAAAUAAUACGAAAGUAAUAAAUGAAGCGAAGGACUCCUCUGCAUGUAUAAAGCCAGAAUCGUCAAACAAAAAGGAUGACAAGAAAAAAUCGUGGUCAGUCACCGACUUCGAUCUCGGGCGACCCCUUGGAAAAGGUAAAUUUGGCAAUGUUUACUUAGCAAGAGAGAAGGAAUCCCACUACGUCGUUGCAUUAAAGGUACUGUUUAAAAGCCAGAUUUUAGACUCCGAAAUAGAGCAUCAGGUGCGGCGCGAAGUGGAAAUUCAGUGUCGUCUCCGCCAUCCUAAUAUACUGCGUAUGUAUGGUUACUUCCACGACGAGAAACGUAUCUAUCUAAUACUCGAGUACGCUAAACAUGGCGCUCUCUACAAACUAUUGAAGGAACGUGGCCGUUUCGAUGAGAAGACUGCUGCUAUUUAUAUCAGGGACUUAACUAAAGCACUAAUAUAUUGCCACACAAAGAAAGUUAUACACAGGGACAUUAAACCUGAAAAUCUGUUGAUCGGACAUAAUUGGGAGCUUAAAAUUGCUGAUUUUGGAUGGUCGGUCCACUCACCGUCCUCUCGAAGAAUGACAUUGUGUGGAACACUGGAUUACUUGUCUCCAGAAAUGAUAGAUGGGAAGCCACAUAGCUAUGCCGUUGAUAUAUGGAGCCUCGGUGUACUUUGCUAUGAAUUACUUGUGGGCCUACCUCCGUUUGAUGCCAAAGAUACACACCAGACAUACAGGAAAAUAAGAUAUGUAAUUAUAAAAUAUCCUGAAUUCGUUUCAGAGAAAGCUAAAGACUUAAUGGGGAAAUUGCUAGUAAUUAAUCCAGAACAAAGGCUGCCCUUAGCACAUGUCUUACAGCAUCCUUGGAUACUGGAAAAUGCACCAGAGGGAGCUCAACCCACUGUAUAUACAGCAGAGCAACAGUCUUGAUGAAAACUCAAUAAAUUAUGCUGAAUUCUGAUUUAUCAAAUGUGUAUAAUUGAUAAUUAUGUAUUGCUAGAUUAUAAAUUUAUUAGUUCACAUAUUUUCUAAUUAUUUGCUAAGACAACAAAAAAGUGUUUCAAUACUAUUAUAAAACUUAGAUUAGAAUUGACUGAACUAGAUAUUUAUUACAUUUAAUUAAUUCUAGACAAUCAUGUUUUAAUGUAAUUGAUUUUAAUACAAUGUUCUUCAUAUA
This is a messenger RNA of Galleria mellonella (greater wax moth), 1417 nucleotides long. Its product is annotated as aurora kinase C. Gene Ontology annotation, molecular function: protein kinase activity; ATP binding. NCBI's taxonomy places the organism in Eukaryota, Metazoa, Arthropoda, Insecta, Lepidoptera, Pyralidae. The coding region runs from base 112 to 1170 and encodes 352 amino acids. The transcript has a single exon. Gene Ontology annotation, cellular component: spindle microtubule; spindle midzone; spindle pole centrosome. Gene Ontology annotation, biological process: protein phosphorylation; regulation of cytokinesis; mitotic spindle organization. The record is from RefSeq and is a predicted model, not a curated record.